AUGUUCAGGUGGAAUACUACAGCAGAAUUUCAAACAUCACAACCACUUCCAGUAGUCAAGGUGAAAGUUUUCAAAGAAUGCUCAGGACCGCUGACACUUGAUGAUAAAGAACUAGGAAGAGUAACUAUCAAUAUAACUUGGUCAAGCCCACGAAAUCCCCUCUGGUAUAAACUACAGACAACAAAACACUGUCAUGAUCCAUUGGAAUUACAAAUUUCCUUGUCUAUGCAACGUCCAACUAAUUGUAAAUAUGGUAAUUAUUGUUGGAUACAAGGGAGAACAACAUUUAAAAAAUGGAAACGACGUUAUAUAUGUAUUAUACAAAUAUCUCAGUACACGUCAAUGCUGGCAGCUUAUGCUGAACAGAAAACUCAACCAUCUGAGUCGAUUAUCCUGGAUGGAUUCACUGUAGACUAUUGUGAACCAAGAGCAGAUUUAAUAAGUCUGGCUACAUUUGGUCGAAAUGGUAAACCGGAUCAUCAUGCAUCAACAUCCUCGUUAACGUCAUUAUCACGACUUCGAUUUAGUACACUGGCACGCAUGGGCAGUCAGAGAAAUGUGGGCAGUGGUCCACUCGGUGGUCUAGAAUGUGAUUAUACGCCAAGAUUUUUCUUUAAACUUGUUCGAGAAGGUGAUACACUGAUUGUAGCAUCAUCUACUGAAAUCGACCGACAGAAUUGGAUACAAGCACUGUAUAGGGCUACUGGUCAAACGCAUAAACCUACGGCGCCAGGAGCGGCUAGUAGUACAGCGCUAACAAAUGAUCAAGGCAAGGGUACUGCUGAAGUAGAAACUAGUCAAAUGAAAAAGAUUGAAGAAUAUGCUUCAACACCAGUUCAUACACUUGAUCAUUUGGAAUAUUUUGCUCUUCUACAAUCUUUAAGCUUAGACUAUCGUUUAACGGAUCCAUUUGUCUCACUUGGUUGUCUAAGUCCAAUACAACGUCAUCUGUUAGAUGAAUAUUGUACACGUUAUGGGAUACGUGAAUGUCAACGUCAUUUAGCCAUGUUAAUUAAUCUGCUGAAUAAAAUAGAAAAUGGUAUGAGUAUAGAUCCUGAUCUAAUUCAUAUCAGUUAUGCCUUGUGUGCUAAUCAUGUCAGUGGGAAAGCUCAACACGAUCAAGCUGUACAUACAGUACUGGCAGUGGAACGUGAUCAAUUCCAGGUUAUUAAGGCUAGAUUAACAACACUGUUGGAGAAACAGAUUACUGAAUUCCGCUAUUGUUUUCCAUUUGGACGUCCAGAGGGAGCUUUGGAGAAGACAAUAAGUUUAUUAGAACGAGUGUUGACCAAAGAAACCGGUGAACCUGUGCCAACUGAAGUUAUUCGAAAUGCAAUUCGUAAUUGUUUAAGAAAUGCAGCAGUUUUAAACUAUGAACGAAUAUCGGAAUAUGUUAUGAUUGAAGUUGUUACCGGUCCACGUAUUAAAGGUGGCAAAAAAGAAAAUAAGAAAAUCUGUGAAAUGUUCCAUCUAGCUGAACUUUGUAUUGAAGUUUUAAAACAGAAUGAACAACAUCAUGCUGAGUCAUUUGCAUGGUUCAAUGAUCUUUUCAUUGAACAUACAGAAAAUUUUUGGUAUCUUUUUCAAAUGGAUCUAUUUGAACUAUUGGAUAGACUACCAGAAGAUUGUUGGGAAGUAUUUGAUUUAUUUCAGUUGCUUAAUAAUUAUCUUUUAAGUAAUGCUAAUUUAUCUAAUGGUCGAUUUCAUCAAGAGUUAGCCAAUCGUUUUACACCUUUAGUAGACCGUUAUAUUGGAUUAAUGUCUGACUCUGUUGAGCAUGCAUUAAUAGAUGGAUUUAAAAAUGAACGAUGGACUCCUGCCACAAAAUUAAACAGAAAUGAAGGUACAAAAGAAUUCCUACAUGACAAUAUCUCACAACUAAAAAUUACACCUGAUACGUCAACACGUAUUCGCCAUUCAUUAGCUUCAUUCAAUAAAGGUGAUAUUGGAAAUAUCAAUGAAACACGAUCGUUAAAUAUACCAGUAGUAGUUCAUGCUCCUCAGCAUCCUCCUCCACCUCCUCCAGCUCCGCCUACAAAAUUGUCAACAGCAUCAGCAGCAUCAGCAACAACAACAACAGCAAUCACAGAACUUUUCCAAUAUUCCUCUGGAAAUUUUAAUAUAACCAGUUGUCAAACAUGUCAAACUGUUAUUGACUUGCUGUGGAGAUUAUAUAAGCUAAAAAGAUUUGUACAAGAAUUGAAUUGGCCACAGGCAAAUAUAGCGGAUGCACUUGAUGAAAGAGUACGUGUCCUGUGUGCACAAAUGCUUAGAGAAGCUGUAAAACGUACACUGAUUGAACUAGAAUCAAUGGUACGAAAAUGUUCUAAAACUGUAGAUUUAAUCCUCCCGUUAGAAUGUUAUACAAUGCUGAAUACAAUCAGUGAAUUAAGAGCUCAUCUUUUCAUAUUAUGUCAGCCAGUAAAACAAGGAAGUUUAUCAAAUAACACUACUACUACUAAUAAUAAUAACAGCAAUAUUAAUAACAAUGACAGCAGUGGAUGGUCGUAUCGUUCACCAAUUAGAAAUGCCAACCAAUUACAUAUGGAAACACAAGAAUUCUUUGAAAGUGUACAAAGAAAUAUGAUGGUUAUCAUUAUCGAUCAAUUUAUGACUGUUUUAAACGGUGUACUGAAGAAGUUAACGAGAUUCGAUGAAAAUAAACUAUUGUCUUCAAUACUUGUCCUAACUAAACCUACCGAUGAAGAAGGUCAAGCCUAUGGAACUUUUCUUCAUGUAAAUUUACAGAAUUUAAGUGAAAAUCUAAUCGAUGAAGUUUCUAUGCUAUCGAUGCUGGAAACAUGGUAUACACGUCAAAUGAAGGCUGUCUACGAUUGGCUUAUCCAGCGUAAAAGUAUCCUACUUCAUCCGCAUCAGAUUAAAUUUCUAUCAGUUAUUGUUAAAAAAAUAUUUAGUGCCUUCGAAUUACAAGGCUUAUCGAAAAAUGUUCUCAACACUAUUGUAUAUCAAACAGUAAUUCAAAGAAUUCAGGUUGAAGAGACAACACAAUGUGUUAAAAAAGAAGCCAGUUCCAGUGGUAGUUCAUCCAAUUCAAGUCGGAAUAAAAUAUUAACUAAUCUUGGUGAAGGAUUAACAGCAUUCACUGGUAGUCCUAUAUUCCAUAGAUCUUAA
Molecule: messenger RNA, 3132 nt
Organism: Trichobilharzia szidati
Lineage: Eukaryota; Metazoa; Platyhelminthes; Trematoda; Strigeidida; Schistosomatidae
Source: the annotation of a GenBank genome assembly